CAUGCUGUUUAGUUUUCUAUGAGCAUGGUUGCGGAGAAAUUUGCAAGUCUCGAAUUCUUUGCUUUUUUUUAAGCACUGUGGAUUAAGAUCACAAUAGUAAUACGUUGGUUGCAUUUUGCAUUAAUUUUCUUACAUUUGUUGAGAUUUCAGUUUGCGACUGCUAUUAACAUGCGACGAGUCAGACUAAAAGUAGCACCCAAUUUGGUGUCGGGUCCCCGGUCGUCAAAACUUGCAAUUACAAACGUUGUUAAUGAUCCGAAUAAUAAAGAACCAACUCCCAGCGUUGAUGAGCCAGUUGCUGUCCAAGACUUACCACCACCACCAAGUUCUCUAACUGUAGAAGCUAAAAAGGUUGAUAACUCAUUAUCUUGUGCAGCAGUCUUACCUCCUCCUGCCAAACCUGUAAUGACCACAGAACCACCCAUCCAAGAAGUCACAUCUCAUUGUAUAGAUAAAGAGAAUGUGAUCACAGGGGAAUCUGAUGAGGUGUCAAGUGAAAAUCUAGUCAAUUCCUCAGCUAAUGAGCCAAACAGCAGUGCAUCUUCUUUGUCUCGCUACAAGUCCAGAAACAAAAUUCGGCCAGUCAUUUCAAAUGCAACUCAUCGUAUCAGAACCUUCUCUAGUGCUAGUGAGUCUGAGGAUGAUGUAGCAAAGAGGCAAUCUAGAACACCACUUUCUCCUGUAAAGAAAUCACCUGCCAAAAUAGAUAAUGUUGAAGCAACACCCUUACCAACAAAAACUGUGACAGAGAAGGAGAAAAAAGAAAAGAAGAAACGUAAAGAGAAGACUCCUCUUGAGAUGAAAAAAGCAACUAUGAGACAGAAGUUUGCCAAAGGAGAUGUGGACAGAUCUAAGCUGACUAUGUUUGAUUUAAUUUACUACAAUCCAGAUGAUGGAGAGAGACCGCCAAACGCGACAGAAAAAUUGCAAAUGCGACUCAAACCGUACGAGGUCGAAGCACUUUCACAAGAAAACCAAGCUGAGAGAGAAGAAAGCACUGGCAACGUGAUUUUGGAUGAGAGAUUAGCAGAAGAAGAAGAAAUGCGUCAGAAUGAAGAAAAUCCACAGAGCGAGAUAAACGAAGAAGACAAACAGCCGGAAGAGUCAGAGGAGGAUAAACAGAUAGCGGAAGUGGAGGAGGGGGAAGAAGAAGAAGAGGAAGAUGCCAUGCCCGUCCCACAAGUUCGCUUGGGACCGGAUGGUGAAAUUAUAUUGGACGAGCGAAGCUUGGUAAUUGACACCAGUGAAACUAAACGAAACAAAAGUCAGCUGGCGAAUGCCCCCAUCAUAAUUGAAAAUUCUUCUACAACUGUGAAUUACGGCUCGUGGCGCAAGAGACCCCGUGCUGGUCGUUGGAGUGUGAAAGAAACGGCUCGCUUCUAUAGAGCGUUAAAUAUGCUGGGCACAAAUUUUUCAUUGAUGGUGAAGCUCUUUCCUGGCCGUGAUCGCAUUGAUCUGAAGAGGAAGUUUAAAUCUGAAGAGAAAACGAACCCUUCUUUAGUAGAUAAAAUUAUCGCCACCCAGAUACCGUUUGAUAUUUCCCAGUUUAUGGAUGAAGAAGUAGAUGAAGAUUCAAGUGGUAAUGAAAGUACAAGCAAAGAACCAUCAAAGAAAAAAACUGCUGGCAAAGCUUCCAACACCCGCAAAUCAUCUAAGACGACCAGCAAGGAACCUAAGAUGAAGAGGAAAGAGAAAGCCGUGAAAAAGGUGCAUAUCCAAGAACCAGUAAAUGAUGAUGAAUGUGAUUCCGAUGAAGCGUUAGGCGAACCUCUAGAAUCUCCUACUGAAAAAAUACCAAGCGAAAAUUCAGAAGAAGAAGUGGAACCCCCUACAAAAAAAGGACGGAAAUUGCGAGUUGCCGAAUCUGAGUCUUCUGUCGGAGCUAGGAAACCUGCAAGGUCUCGAAUCGGCAAAAGAAAAGGAACGGAACCUGCCUCGCAAUGUGAUUCCGAAGGCGAUUGUCCAACAAGUGAAAACGCGAUCGCCAUACAGCCAACUGGUCCAAAGAAGAAUGCUCAUAUAACUUCUCCUUUCAAUAACCCGCUUGACAACUUAUUGAAUUCUCCCCUUGGACAAAUUGGUUUAGAGCAAGGUGGGUUAACUGUCGUUGAAAAUCCUAGAGCGUCUAAACAGACGCCUUCUUUUCUAGUCCCACCUGCUUUGGCUGAAGCUAAUCCAGCCUUUGCUCAAGCCGAACCUGGUAGCUUAGUUUUGGUGUCGGAACCUAACACCGGAGAUCCAAAUAAUCAAUUAGUUCAUGUCUACCGUAUUUCGGUACCCGUUGAGCCAGUACCAUUGUGAAUAUUUUUGUAAUGCUUAACCGGUUAGCUUCGCUUUUUGGUAUUUAUGUAUGUUUGUUGCCACCUGAAGUUUAUUUUCUUCAUGCUAUCAGUUAUUAGGCCAUUAUGUAAGGUAACAGCGUAUAUUUAUACAUGGUUGUUAAUUUAAAAUGUUCAGUAGGUACAUUCCACGGAAAAGUAAGAAAGAAGUGCUUGAAUCAGUUGUAAUGAGACAAAAUAUUACAAGAAACUCAGAAUGCUG
This is a messenger RNA of Daphnia magna, 2541 nucleotides long. RefSeq names its product transcription factor TFIIIB component B'' homolog (gene Bdp1). The transcript has 6 exons. Gene Ontology annotation, cellular component: transcription factor TFIIIB complex. Gene Ontology annotation, biological process: RNA polymerase III preinitiation complex assembly. Gene Ontology annotation, molecular function: TFIIIC-class transcription factor complex binding. Bases 169 to 2301 code for a protein of 710 amino acids. The record is from RefSeq and is a predicted model, not a curated record. NCBI's taxonomy places the organism in Eukaryota, Metazoa, Arthropoda, Branchiopoda, Diplostraca, Daphniidae.